UUUCACCUACCUGUUUGCAGACAGUUGGAUUGAGAUUUUUGAUUUACUGAAACCUGAUUUGAUUGGCAGAGGGUAGUGAGAUUUGUCUUAACUCUCCGCACGCCUCUGUUUCGCACUAACGUUAUCGGAGUCGUGGCUUCGCAAACUUGACAAUGGCUUCUGUAGCCUGCGUAGUGCUGUACAUUUACUAAAGAUCAUCUGAGGUUGUAUUUAGUUUUAGCAAUGCUGGUUCACUAUGCAAUCAUGAUUUCGUUGUGUUAAGAAAGCUUUGGCUCGUUAGUUUUGGAACCAAAGAUAUACAGUGAUCUUCCGUCACACGUUGGAGAGCCUUCGUGCUGGCCACUCUCUUCCAUUUGUAGUGUUGUUUCAGAGCAAGCUAGAUCCUCUGGCUCUCUGUCCUGGUAUGUUCGUCCCAGUUGCUAUGUGCAGAUUGCACGAAUAUAACGCUAUGAAUGGGGCAUGUUCAAUUCAAGGAUAUCAAGUGAGGUGUACGACGUUGCAACUAGAGUUUGUGGAAGCGCUGUGGAAGACAAGGCCAAAGUCCGUUGAAAACCUUGCAAUGAGUCCAAGAAGCUCGAGAAGGUUGUUGGAAGGGUCAGUUUGGAGUAAAGGCACCCUGCGGCAGCAGAUACGACAUCCGAAGGAGAGAUACUGGCAUACAACACCAGAUUCUGCGUCGAACUGCUUGAGUACACUUUACGAAGUUGCUGCAGUGGCUUUGGAUUGUUCAUCGAGACAGGAUUCUGAAGCCUUCAACGAACCAGUUCGCAAGAAAAGGAAAAUUUAUGGCCUUCAGGGAGGAGGAAUGAAAGGAGAAGAGCAAGUCACAAGGGAUCUUUAUCACACGUUCCAGAACGAAGAAUCAACAGAACUUCCUAAUUCUGACGUCGUGCCUCGGAGGAGUACCAGUAAUUCCUCGGAUAGGAUGAAUAUGCACCGGAGCGGUUUCACUUCUGAAGAAGAUGACGAAGGUAACGCUCCAAACGACUCUGCUUUAGCUACUGUUAUAACUGCGGCUGAGCUGUUGACGCAGCUCACAUGCGGUCGAAAUAUGGACACAAAUCGUCAGUCUACAGAAGCUACAUCCUGUCUCACGUAUUCACCGUACACUGGGAAAUCUUCGGAUCAACCAAUUCGAUGGGGAGUCAAGAAGAAGGUAUCGUAUGAGACCAGAAGAAGCAUGGACUCUUGCGAUCUUGGCUUGUGCACCGGCUUGACAAACAAUGUGCCCGAUGAGGAGAAGGCUACUUCUGUUCCUCCAGGUCAUGCCGGACCCGACCAGAAAUUCGAGAAAAAAUUCUACUGCCGGAAUCAAAACUCAAAUAGUUCUGCAAAAAAAUGGAUGCAGUCCUCUCCAAAUUCUCUAGUCUCUUCACGGCAUAACAGACGGUUGGAGCCAUCAGGAGAUCAGAAUAUAUCGAAUUCAGCGCUCAAUUUGCUUUCGGGGGCUACUCAAGUCGCAAGAGAUCAGCAGCAGAACAAAACAUCUUUGACUAGCCGGACAGUCUCAGGAAAUAUUCUUAAGUUACCUAAAGAAAUGCAGGGCCGGUGGUCCAGUGAGAGGUACAAGUCGGCUCAGCUUAAGCUCAUUGAUAUUAUGCAUGCUCGAAAAGCUGUACCGGGGAAACCUAUUCUGAGGCCUGUACUACGGGAGGAAGCCAGAAAACAUAUUGGCGACACUGGACUGCUUGACCACCUGCUGAAACACAUGACAGAUACGAUAGUGAGUACAGGUGAACGAUUCCGUCGCAGGCACAACUCAGAGGGAGCAAUGGAAUAUUGGCUGGAGCAUGCAAGCCUGAUGGAAUUGAGAAAAGAAGCUGGUGUUGAAGAUCCGUCAUGGAUUCCUCCACCAGAGUGGAAGCCUGGUGAUAAGCUCCUUAACAGGAAUUGGAGAAUAAAUCAUGGCAUGACUUCAUCCGAAGCUGCUGAGAUGAGAAGCCUGAAAGAGACGGUUGAGAGGCUGAAUAGUGAAAUGAAGAUUUUAUGUGGGAGCAUCAAAGUGUCCAACCAACAUGGUACGUUGAUCUGUCCAAGUCUGUUUCACGAAAAAAGGUUGGAAAGUGUACCUUUCGGAACAGAAACUGAAGAUGAUUCGAUAAAGGGCAUUAGAAAGGACAUGACUCAUUUUAAAACCGAAUUGACUAAUAUACAACAGCAAUUUCACGAGGAACACAAAUCAUGCAGCGCCAAUCCAACCAUUUCCUCGCACAGAUUUCAAAAACUUGAAAAUGAAUCGCUACAGAUGUUCAAGAGUCGAAAAGCACAAGAAGAUAUUCCAUGUGACAACCAACUUGAUCUUGAAGGGCAGCUACAAGAUGUUCGCAGGACCGUUGCGGUGAUGCAGGCAGAUGUCAGCUGCAUCAUGAACAUCCUCGGUAUCGUGCAACCCAUAAGAUAUCCUUUCGAACCAAGUGCACCUGAAAACGCCUUGUCCUUAGUACUCUCAAGGAGUGAAGAUACCUCUGUCAAACAUGUAAAAGCUCGACCUCAAUCUCCAGGAACUUCGGGGCCAGUGCUUUACGACUUUGACGUAAUCCCAAAGCUCGAUGCUCCAAUAAGACAGUGCACAACUUUGGACGGUGCGCUCAGCAGCAGUAGUGGCUGUAACACAGCGAACAAUGUUGAACCUCACACAGAGGGGCUUUCGCAGGCUGUCACCUGCUACAAACUUGUGGAACAAUCUGGUAAACCAGGGGUUCAUGUUCAAUUUAAUCAAGAGGAGAAUUCCACGGGAAGCAUCGUGACUACACAAGAUUCCUUAUCUUUGAUGGGGGAUAACAAGGAGAAAAGAGUUAAUGUUUUCAACGCACAGAAUUUCCAACCGAUGCUUCAAAGCAAAUCGACCGGAUUCAGAAUCUGUCGCCCACCAGGUAGUCUCAUUUGGCCUAGCAUGUUGAGUUACACUAGAUUUCCUAGCACCUUUCCUACAAUGACCAUGCAAGAGGAUGCAGAGGUGCGCGUUGAAGAUGAAGCUGGUCAUAGUUCAAUAUCGGGAGAACUACUCUCUCCACACAUGGUCUCUGUGAAGAAUCUGAUCUAUUCUCCUAAGUCUAUUACGGAGUCUCAAAUAGCUGCGACUAUGGCGGGAAUGCUUGGGCACACGGCGGUUCACGAAGUUGCCAAGCUGGAAAUGCAAGGACCUCUAGACACUGUCAAAGCCAUCAAUCCGGCUCCUUACUCGAUAUGUCAAGGUUCACAGCAAUCAAGCUGCAAAGUUUUAACCAGCGGCCAUUCGGGAAGCACUGGAGUAGACUUGAGCGCAUCUCCAGAAUCUUGGAGUCGUUUACAUAUCGAUCAAUCCCAGGAAACAAAAUUGCAAAAAGCAACCUCAGUCAGUCCCACUUGUCGCUUGACUCUCAAUUCCCUGCAGCAGAAGCCCGAAAUUAAGGUCACCGAACCCCCACAUCUUUCAUUGCCUAUUCUGCCUCUCAUGACCAUGGGAACCGUGCCGGCUGCAAGGAUCAGCAUAAGUACAGCCAGAAAUCCAGAACAAUGCUCACCAGCCGUGCAAUUUGACCCAGCACUCUCCCUCUCCUUGUCGCUGACAAUGUCACCAAAAAUAUACGAUGUCAAUUCAGAUAUAAUCAAACCGAGGUCCAUCUGACUGGUGAAACUGCUAAUUUUGUGCGUGAGAACAAUCCGUCUUGUUAUUCAGGUUUGGAUAAGCAUCAUCGACUCGAAGCCGGCAUCACAACGUCUUUGCUGUAACAUCUUUGGGUAAUACCUCAUCUCAAAGUGUGGAGGAAGAGGGAAAGCCAGAUUAAACUCCUGUUUAGAGCAACUUCAGCCAGAAGGGCACCCGAUGUCUACAAUUGUCAUUAGGCUGCUCAUCUGCUGUCCUCUAAUUGAUCUGAAUGGUAAUACCCCGUUAUUUUCAAUCUCCUCUGCCCGAACAAUUUUCUUAUGAAGGUCGUGCCACUUGGCCAACUUGACUUGAACCUUGUGACAUUCAUCGAACGGACUGCAUCCUACAGUGAGGUAAUUUGUUGCAACUUGUAAACACUUUCGUAUUCUGACCGAGUUCCAUUUCAUCUUUUAGAGGUAUUUUCUUUUACAAUCGAGAACGUUUUCCAGCAGUUUUGAUUUGGUUGUCCAUACUCUACUGAUAAUCAGGUGUUCAUCGUAUCGAAGAGUAAUUACCUUGUUAAGUUCAUGUUUUGGUCCAAUUUCCUCCCUAGUUGUAGGGAAUAGCUGCGUUAAAAUUUUGAUAUGAUCACUAUGGAUUGUUCUAAUUGAGGGCUGAACAAGAGAUGUGUAAACCUCACAUUUUGAAGCCUCCAUGACAAGCUAAUUGUAAUGUGUAAGUGUUACACAAGGUGUUGGCACGA
This is a messenger RNA of Physcomitrium patens, 4331 nucleotides long. RefSeq lists its product as uncharacterized. NCBI's taxonomy places the organism in Eukaryota, Viridiplantae, Streptophyta, Bryopsida, Funariales, Funariaceae. The record is from RefSeq and is a predicted model, not a curated record. Gene Ontology annotation, biological process: reciprocal meiotic recombination; meiotic cell cycle; meiotic sister chromatid cohesion.